This is a messenger RNA of Monoraphidium neglectum, 327 nucleotides long. RefSeq lists its product as hypothetical. The coding region runs from base 1 to 327 and encodes 108 amino acids. Gene Ontology annotation, molecular function: structural constituent of ribosome. The transcript has a single exon. Lineage: Eukaryota; Viridiplantae; Chlorophyta; Chlorophyceae; Sphaeropleales; Selenastraceae. Gene Ontology annotation, biological process: ribosomal large subunit biogenesis; cytoplasmic translation. Gene Ontology annotation, cellular component: cytosolic large ribosomal subunit; ribosome. The record is from RefSeq and is a predicted model, not a curated record.
AUGGGGGGCGAGACCGUGCGGCUGUUCGUGAAGGGCCAAAUCCUGGGCUACAAGCGGGCCAAGGCUAACCAGCACAACCACACGGCGCUCAUCAAGAUCGACGGCGUGGCGUCCAAGAAGGAGCUGGACUUCUACCUGGGCAAGCGCAUCGCCUACAUCUACCGCGCCCACACCGAGAAGCAGGGAUCCAAGCUGCGGGUCAUCUGGGGCAAGGUCACGCGCGCCCACGGCAGCGGCGGCACCGUGCGCUCAAAGUUCAGGAAGAACCUGCCCCCGAAGAGCCUCGGCGCGUCGGUGCGCGUGAUGCUCUACCCCAGCCGGGUGUGA